This is a messenger RNA of Belonocnema kinseyi, 2736 nucleotides long. RefSeq names its product altered inheritance of mitochondria protein 21-like. The record is from RefSeq and is a predicted model, not a curated record. Lineage: Eukaryota; Metazoa; Arthropoda; Insecta; Hymenoptera; Cynipidae. The transcript is spliced from 5 exons. Bases 325 to 2313 code for a protein of 662 amino acids.
GCCGGAAAAUGACAGUUGAUGAAUUUUUUCUACUUGUCACUAGUUAUUAAAAUAUAUUGUUAGUAUAUACAUAAACACUAAAAUAAUUAUUGUAUUCCAAUAUUUGUUUCUAUUGAUAAUCCUUUCUGCUGUAAGCAGAACCAAAACCAAAGUUUUGGGAAUUUGGUCGCGAAAACGUUUGGCAUCUAACGGUCUAUUCAAACGUUUCAUGCUUGUGACUUGGCUGUGUGAAUUAGAAUUUUUUGGGAUAAUAUUCUAUUUUUAUCGACGAUUUGGCUUUAUUAUUAAUAGUUAUUGGUUGCCUGCGAAAAACGUUUCACAAGCAUGGCUUAUUUAAAAAAAGCUACUAGAAAUGCCAGAAACAAACAGACAGACAGCUUUCAAAGAGGCGAAAAACAUGCACAAACCGAGAUUACAUUCAACGAACUCGAUAUCAAUAUUCUGAAGGAGAGAAUAAAAUUACUAGAAAUUGAAAACGUUAAAUUGAAGAAAGAAAAUGCAGCGUUGAAAAAUGGUUCUAAACCACUGAACGGUGUAAAAGAUAGCAAAGCUUUGGUAACUGUAAGUCCAGUGAAGCAGAAUCUUCCAAUUUUUAAUGGUAGACAUAAAGGUUGCAACUGCAAGGGAAACUGUGCCAACAAAAUAUGCGGAUGUAUGAAAAGAGACCUACAGUGCAGCGAAAGCUGUAAAUGUAACGCGAAAUCGUGCCAAAAUAAGUUGCAGAACAAAGAAAAUUAUGGAGCACUUAGACAAGAUCCUCCGCCAAAGGAAGUUCCAAAAAAUUCUGAUAUUGCAGACUACUUAUCAGGCUUAUCAAUGAAAGAGCGUCAGCCAAUCGAGUCUGUAAGUUCAGUCGAUGACAUUUUUUAUGAUGCAAGUGAUCCAGACCUCGAGAACUUGAUCGUCAACUUGGACGCGGUGAGGAAAUUAACUUUUAAUACCGAUGAGGACUCCCCUGAAAAGGAAAAUCAGUUAUCAUCGAUUCAGGAAAACGAUGAACAAUCAUCUCAGAGUCCAGCACUGAAAGAUGAACCAGUGAAGACACUCACAAACAAUAAUGGAAAGGGAAAAAAAGGAUCUUCUACCGAAAUUAAUGCAGAGCAGAAUGACGAUGGCAGUAAACUGAAGAAGACUAGGAAGAAAUCAGCUUCGAGUAAAGAGAGUGCCGCGAAUGCUAAGAAGCAAAGAAAGGGAAGUAAGUCGAAGUGCACUGCUUCCGUUGAAAUAGAAACUGAGGAAAAGCUUCCAGAAGAGUUGAUUGAAAACCCGAAAGUAAAUUCUAGGUCCAGAAAACUUCGCGGAGCAUCGCAAACUGAAGAACAAGAUGAGAAAAAAGAUGAAGAGCAGAUUAAAAAUCGAAUACCUGACAAAGUCAAACCAGCUGCUAAAUCUGAGAAGGAUGAUUCAAAAACUCUAAACUUGCAAAGGAGCAGAACAUCUGGAUUAGCAUCGAGUAGGGAGAGUAUCUCGAAUAUGAAACUACCAAAGGAUUGGAGGAAAAUGAGAUCGAGUGUUUCCGUUGAAAAAAUUGUAGAAGCAGCUGACAACAAAGAUUUGAAAAGCACGAAGGGUAAAAAGAGUCAAGGAAAUUUGUUAAAAACUAUCGUCCGCAAAGCGACGAGAGCAGUGUCGAAUGAAGAAAUUCUACGAGGAGCCGUUCCACCGAUAGGGAAAGGAUUAAGAAGAUCAGUUUCAAAUGGAGAAAUAAAAACAAACUCGAUGCAAAACUCAAAGUUGAGUGCAAAGUCGAAAACAAAUGUAAAUGAGAUUGAAGGUCCGAAAGCGAAAAUUUUAAAUCGAUCGUUGUCCAGCGAUUCUUUGUCCAAGAAGCCAUUCAAAAAAUUGAUAUCUAGGGUUUCAUCCAGUUUUCGCAAAUCAAAUUCUGUGGAAAUUGAGGAAAAGGCUUGGACGAAAAAUGAGUUGCAAACGUCCCAGAAUUUAACUCUAACAAGUGUAAAUGAGACUGGGAAUGAGUUGGAUGCUACAUUCGUUUCUAAGGGAACUGCAGACAAAAGUUUGAUAUUUGAUCCAAUGCAGCCUACUCGGCAACUUUUAAGAAGUCCCAUUCCUGCAGUCGCUGUUUCACAAACACCCCAACCUUAUGACAGAUAUUCGCCACCGAUUUAUGGCAGAUAUUUUAAUCAAAUGGAAAUCAAAGUUGGAAGUCCACCGCCUGAAAUUUUACAAGAACUAUGUAAAGAGGAAGUCGAUCCUGAAACGUUUUACUCAAAGCUCGUUGAAUGUCGAAAAUGUAAACGAAAGUUCUUCCCUCAUCGAAUACAAUUGCAUGAAGCUUUAUGCCACAAUUACUAAAGGGUGCGAGGCAUUUAUCUUUAAGAAUUAACUCUUUUGUUAGAACGCGAAACGUGCUUAGUAUGUAUAAUCUUUAUUAGGAAUUUCUAUUUUUUUUUUAAUAAACGCGAGUUGACCUUACGAAUUGAUAUUCCAUGUCCUUAGAUUAAUAAUGAAAAAGACUCUAGUGAUAUUUUGUAUACUUUUUGUGAAUCGUACAUUGACUGUAUCUGUUUUCUACUACACAUUGUUCACUAUAUAUUAUCCAGUUAUCGAUAUUUUUUUAAGUGUUGUAAUAACUGAGUUAAACAUUUUUAAAAACACAGGUGCAGAUAUGAAAUUUUGAGACUGAAUGAUUGCGAAAAUUCUGCAUCUCUGUAAAAAGAUUAUUUGAUUAUCUGCACUUUUUAUAUUUUUUGUACUUUAUCCAAUAAUAAAGAGAAA